This is a messenger RNA of Blepharisma stoltei, 2869 nucleotides long. The record is from the annotation of a GenBank genome assembly. Lineage: Eukaryota; Ciliophora; Heterotrichea; Heterotrichida; Blepharismidae.
AUGUCUCUUACUACGUAUUUUUUAAAAAAGUCGGCUAUAGAUCAUUCAACACUUAAAUACUUCAACACAUUACUUUCUUAUCCGAUUCCUAGGCUUGUGAAAGAGCAAGAGGCAAAUUUGCUUGAGCUGCAGACUCUGAAUAAACAAAUGAAGCUACAAGCAUUGACUGAAAGCAAAGAAUUCAUUGAAGCUUUAGGGGAUGGCAAAGAAAUACAAAUGCUUGAAAACACGAUUUCUUCGUUCUUAAAUUCAGCUUUGGAGCAAACUACAGAAUUGGAAAAAUCGCUACAAAGCAAUUGGCAAAAACUUGAAGAAAAUCUUCAAGAACAGAAAAAGCUAAGAAUGGUUUCAAGCCAACAAGGUAUCAUUAGUGAAAUACUUGAUGUUCCUGCCCUCCUAAAAACACUGAUAAAUGCCCAUCAUUACAAUGAAGCUUUAGAGCUAUUAAAAUUCGUAGAAAAUCUCAAAGAUAACUAUAAAUGUGGCAUAUUCGCAGGUCUCUGAAAUACAAUCUUAGAACUAAAACAUAGAAUUGAAGACGAUGUCAUUGACCAGCUUACAGAUACCUUAGAUAAGGACAAGACCUUUAAUUAUUUACUUAUCCUUAAACAUCUAAAAAAUUUGGACGAAAAUCAGCUUUGUGAAUCAUAUAUCAGGUACAAAAAGAAAUAUCUUGCAAAAAAAUUAUCUAAACAAAACACUCCAAAACUUUACAUAUUAUUUUAUUUAAAUACUAUCAAAGAUUUUCUCCCUUCUUUUACUGAAAUUUUUUAUAUUAAUUUUAAAGACCAUGAUUUGCUAUUUAAACGGUUUUGCUUUGAUUUGAUUUUGAUGUCGGUCGAAGAUUUGUCGAGAAAUUUCAGUCAAUUAGAUCUUAUAUCGGACAUAAGAGAAAUAUCUUCUUUGUGGCUAGAAAUUAAUAGAGACAUUUUUUUACCACUUGGCGCGAAUAUAUCUAACCUCAUUGGGUUUUAAAAUUACAUUUAUUAUUUGUUUCUUAUUUAGAUGCCUUUAGAUUGGUACAAAUAUGUGACAAUACUAAUUUUAAAUAAUUAUUAAAAUUCACGCUUCAAAUUGAAUGCUAACAAUAAUAAAUUUAAUUAAAUUUCGCUUUUCCAUAAUUUUCUUUAUUUUUUUGGUUUAAAACAUCUCAGAUAUAAAAAUUUUAAUCCUUAUACACAAUAUUAAAUGGCAGUUAAGAGAUAGGUCCAUUGUACCUGCUGCGCAGGUAGGGACCUAUACCCGGGCUUAUGUGAAGGAGGUCGAUCCCCUGGAGAGUCUAGAGUGAAGAGAAGAGGUCAGUGCUGAGUCUGGCACAGACCAGAGAAGUCUUUAGUGACUUGAUAACAUUAAAGGUUCGACGGUUAGGAAGGUCCAACUACCGUUGUUCAGAGCUGUUAAUCAAGUUGGGCCUCACAAAAGGAGAUUGAAUAUUAAGAGAUUUCAUUUUAAACUUAAACUUAAACUUAAAUCCUUAUAAAAAUUAUCAUUGUUCAAUAAGAGAAAGAGUAAGGAAAUAAGCAAUGCUAUAAUAUCAUCAACACAAUUAAGGUUUCUAGAAAUGUGCCAAAAAACAUUAACUCACUUUGAAACUAUGGUAAAAUUGUUUAUGUGGGAAUCGACUGCGCAAAAAGAGAAUCCUUUACUUGAAUAUGGAAGUAUUAGCGUUUUAUAUAAUAACUGUAUUACUAUUAUUAGUGAAAUAAGGUAAUUAGAACUUAGAGAGCUUCCUCUUGAGGAGUUAAAAGAAACCUUUUAUACAGAAAUAGGUUUGCUGUUAAAAAAGACUGCGGAAUAUUCUAUGCAGAAAGGAAGCCAUUUAUUGCCCGAGGCACAGUUAACAAGGCAACAAAAGAUUUAUAGAGGUUUAUUUAUUGGAUUUAUAAAUGUAAAAUUUAUAUAGUGUUUAAGAAAUCAUCUAUAUCCAGAAAUUAUCAAGCACGCUCUGGAAACAUAUGAUAACUCGGAGCAGUGGGAGCAAACUCUUGUAUAUUUUAUCUAUUUAUAUCUGAAUCCGGCAUUUCAGAUUAUAUGUACACCGUUUAUAAUAAAAAAUUCAGAAUUCAAACUAAUAAACUACUAUAAAAAUUAUAUAGAACGAUAUAUACUCAAUCCUCACUCCCUCAUAAUUAAUAUGGUGGUGGUCAUUAAAGAUGUCAUUCACGACGAUGCUCCAACUAAUCAACUCAAUGUUUAAACCCUUUAACUCAACCCUUGCCCAUCGGACAGGGGACUUGUGGGGUAGAUAGCAUUAGGAAUCAACUGGUGGUUACUCCAUUAUCAAGUAUUAGUUAUCGGAUGGUUUUUUUGGCAAGGGCUUUUCUCCUUCAGGUCUCCCAAAGAUGGCCUUUAGUGGGUAAUGACUAGGACGUCUCCCAAGCCCGUUGACCCUCUUGGUAAUUACACUUCGCCCUGUCCUAGGGAAGACCACUGCUCCAAAUAGCGGCUGAAUUUCUGCCAGACAAGCACGUUGGCGCUGGUCUAAAAUGUGCUUAGGCAUCAAAUUUGGAGAUUUUAAGACUUUUAAUUUAAUUUAAUUCACUCCCGCAUUCAUGAGUGAACAAAACUAUUGGAAAAAUUCCUAUUUUUUAGGUCAAACAACCUUUCGUGAACAAAAAUAUUUUUUAGAAUAAAAUUUUUUAAAAAAAUAUUUUGAUAAAUUAGUAUAAUGAAAUCCCGAGUCCAUCUGUUAAAUUUUAACAGAUUGAAUUUUUAAAACAUAAAUUUUACAAAUUAAAUUAAUUUUAGCUUGACAAUUUUUGUGAAUUGGGAUUUUUUAUUAAUUUUUGAAACCAUACAAAUUUUGUUUAAAAAAAAUUAUUACAUGCUCAUGGAGGGGAGGGAAGCCAGCUCUCCGUUAAAUAGUUAA